Molecule: messenger RNA, 1390 nt
Organism: Caenorhabditis angaria
Lineage: Eukaryota; Metazoa; Nematoda; Chromadorea; Rhabditida; Rhabditidae
Source: the annotation of a GenBank genome assembly
AUGAAGAAAUUAUUCAAAUCAUAUGAUUCGAGAGUUGCGCCUGUUAUAGAUUCACAUUUUCGACAAUCAAAUUAUUUUUAUUUUUACGAAGGAGAUUAUUAUGAUUGGUUUAUUCAACUCAUAAUAUCACAAUUGAAAAUGAUUGAUUUGGAUGAGCCACAAGAACUAUUCACAACAUCAGUAACUGUUCAACAUAUGUGGAUGGAUUUGCGAUUGAUGUGGAAUGAAUCAGAAUAUGAUGACAUUCAUAGUAUCUAUAUACGACAAGAACAUAUUUGGAGUCCACCAUUAGAUGUUUAUUCAGCGUGAGUUUUCCCAAAUUAAAAAGGCGAUACGCCUAGAAAAACGUUAGACCACGUAAUUUCUGGCUUCUCCAUAAAAAAUCCCCUAAGGUUCAAAAAGUACAUGUUAUAUACCUAUUUAAUUUUUAAGGAGUGAUGUUAAAGAUCAUCGUGAUCAGGAUUUUCGAAUCGUUCGACUUUUCAAUGAUGGAUUACUUAGAACGUACGUGACAAUGAGAUUGACUACAAAUUGUCCCUUGGAUAUGACAGAAUUCCCAUUUGAUAUUCAAACUUGUGAAUUGCACUUUGGUCUUUCUGGAGUUGAUGUUGAUAAUUAUAAUAUGACAAUUGUAGCGCCAAGUAAUGAAUUGGAAGAAUUGUGUGGAAUGGUAACAAACAACUUUUUUUCUCAACCAGGCCACAUUAUUCUCUGAUUUAGGGUAACUCUGCUUGGGAUGUGAUAAAUGUAACAUGUGGACAAAUGAUUCACUACUCAGUGAGAAGAGCCAAAGCACGACUGGCAGUUCUUCGAUUAGUUUUGAAACGUAACCCGUUAUUUUACAUGUAUAUGAUUAUUUUGCCAACUUUCAUCAUCAAUCUGAUUGCGAUUGGAGGAGUAUUUUUGAAAAAAUCGAGUCCGAUGGAAAGAUUAACUAUAGGUUUUACACAUAUUAUGACUAUGACUUUUAUAUUAGGAUUGGUAUCCGAGAAAAUCCCAAAAACCAAAGAGAUUCCACUUUUGGGAAAAUAUAUUGUAUUGAGUUUAUGUAUGAUGCUCUUUGCAUUGGUAGUUUCAUCGUUAUUGAAGAAAUUUUGCGCGAUAACAGUUGAUAACAGGUUUUUUAAAACAAACUCAAAAUAUAUUCAUUCAUAAUAUUUUCAGAAGAUUCGGAAACCUUGGUCAAACUAUGAAAAUCAUUGUCUUGUUCGGUUUACAAUUCCUCAAUGCAUUUUCGUUUUUCUACAUGAUUUAUCGAUUUUUAAAAUUUGAGUUGGAGUAUGGUAGAAAAGGGUCAUGUCAUUUUAGAGAUGACGAGAAGAAUUAUACAAAAUAUUCCAAAAUGUAUUUUGAAUAUUCAACUGAAGCAGACACAGAAUUGAUAUAUUAA